AUGGCGGGCAAGUACCACCUCCUGCUCAACCUUAGCUACCCUUACUCCCCUGACAGUGUGAACGCCAACAUCCCCCGGGAAUCGACGUCCGUCACCUACCAGUCUAUCCAUGAUGCGGUGACAAUGGUUGUCAGCCGGUCCCCGGGGGCUCAACUGGCAAAGUGCGACAUCGCAGAAGCUUUCAGGAUCGUCCCAGUACACCCGAGCGACUACCAUCUCCUGGGGUUUUCUUAUGGGGGCAAGUACUACUACGAGAAGAUGCUCAGCAUGGGAGCCGCCCCCUCCUGCCGGAUCUUCGAGUUCUUCUCCAGUGCCCUGCAAUGGAUCCUCGCCGAGAAGUUUGGGGUCCGCGACGUUGUGAAGGUAUUGGACGACUUCCUCUUCGUCAGUUUCACUUUCGACGAGUGCCAGCGAAGCCUGAGGGUGUUCACUGCCCUCUGCGAGCGUUUGGGGGUCCCCUUGGCUCCUCACAAAACACAGGGCCCGUGCUCCUGCCUCACGUUCCUGGGGCUGGAGAUUGACGCUCACAAGAUGGAAACAAGACUACCAGAGGACAAGAGAACGAAGUACACGGCGGCGGUGGAAGCCGCGCUGAGUCUGGAGCGCAUCCCCCUCCGGGACCUGCAGGCGAUCAUUGGGAAGUUGCAAUUCGCCACCGCGGUAAUCCCGGGAGGCCGGGCCUUCUUGCGUCGUCUGCACCCGCUUACGCGAGGCCCACAGCGCCCCUCGCGCCUAUGCCAUUUGGACGCUGAGGCUAAGCUCGAUCUCGUCGCCUGGCGCUCCUUCCUCACUGACUUCAAUGGAGUAACAGUCUUUCCCCCAGAUGGCGGGUGGGGAAACGCUCCAUCACUUUCAAUGUGUGCAGAUGCUUCUUCCAAGGGGUAUGGACUAACGUUAGGGGCAGCCUGGUUCAGGGGAACGUGGCCGCAGGUCUGGGGACGGCUCAACAUUGCUUUGCUCGAGCUCUACCCUUUCUUCAUGGGUAUAGCACUUUUCGCCCCGGUAUUGGCCAAUAAGAGGCUGGUGUGCAAAUCGGCCAACAGUGCAGUGGUAAGCGUGCUCAACACACUCUCUGCUAGGUGCCCCCUACUAAUGCAAAUUGUCAGGCCCUUGGCAGUGCUCUUACUCAUCCAUAACAUUACACUCCUACCCUCCCACCUCCCAGGAAAAUUAACGGGGUUUGUGAUGCUCUUUCCCGCUUACAGACGCUGCCGCCCUUGUUCCUGCGAGAAGCAGGCCUCGCCGAGACGCCGACAACAGUUCCUGCGCACCUCCUGCCCUGCAACUUCACCCUGCAACUGUGAGGACCCUAUUCAACUCCCUGCAGCCAGCGACGAGGCGUACUUACAGGGCUAA
Molecule: messenger RNA, 1356 nt
Organism: Procambarus clarkii (red swamp crayfish)
Lineage: Eukaryota; Metazoa; Arthropoda; Malacostraca; Decapoda; Cambaridae
Source: RefSeq, a predicted model, not a curated record